Labeo rohita (rohu) is the source of this 2827-nucleotide messenger RNA. It is a transcript of the gene galnt16, whose product is annotated as UDP-N-acetyl-alpha-D-galactosamine:polypeptide N-acetylgalactosaminyltransferase 16. The coding region runs from base 132 to 1817 and encodes 561 amino acids. The transcript has 15 exons. NCBI's taxonomy places the organism in Eukaryota, Metazoa, Chordata, Actinopteri, Cypriniformes, Cyprinidae. The record is from RefSeq and is a predicted model, not a curated record. Gene Ontology annotation, cellular component: Golgi apparatus.
AGAUCAGCGCAGCUCCAGUCUAGAGAGAGAGCGAGAGAGAGGCUGUUCACUGCGUACGGCUUCAUCAUCAUCAUCAUCACCGACAACACAUUACACACACGGAGCGGGUCGCCAGGCGCUCAGAGCCGCUCAUGAUGCGCAGGAUUCGGGCCAACGCCAUCCUCAUCCUCACCGUGGCCUGGAUCCUCGGCACCUUCUAUUACCUGUGGCAGGACAGCAAACCAUCCUCCUCAACAUCGUCGGGCUCCCAGCUAAAGAACCACGGGCAGAAAUCGUCCUCCGGGAGGCUGGAGGAGCGCACUCUUCCUCUGAUCGUAACUCAUGCACCAAAGCUGGAGCAGCAGGCUCAGCUCUUGGGCCAGUUUGAUGAAAAGGCUUUUCUAUCCAGUAAGCAGCUGAAGGCAGGUGAGGAUCCAUACAGAGAGCAUGCCUUCAACCUGCAGGAGAGUGACCGACUGGGCAGCGAACGCGCUAUCAGAGACACACGCCACUAUCGAUGUGCCUCAAUGACCUUUGACCCUGACCUGCCGCCCACCAGUAUCAUCAUCACUUUUCACAAUGAGGCACGCUCCACCCUGCUGCGCACUAUUAAAAGUGUACUGAUGAGAAGCCCUCCUCACUUGAUACAGGAAAUUAUUCUUGUGGACGACUUUAGCUCUGACCCUGAAGACUGUCGACUGCUCUCUCAGAUCCCGAAGGUUCGCUGCCUGAGAAACGAGCGCCGGGAGGGUCUGAUCCGGUCUCGUGUCAGAGGAGCGUCUGCGGCUUCGGCCUCCAUCCUCACCUUCCUGGACAGUCACUGUGAGGUCAAUGCAGACUGGCUGCAGCCCAUGAUCCAGAGAGUCAAAGAGGAUCACACGCGUGUGGUCAGUCCCAUCAUUGAUGUGAUCAGUCUGGAUAACUUUGCCUACCUGGCUGCAUCUGCAGACCUGAGAGGAGGUUUCGACUGGAGUUUACACUUCAAAUGGGAGCAGAUUCCUAUAGAACAGAAAAUGGCAAGAAACGACCCAACACAACCAAUCAGGACUCCUGUAAUUGCUGGAGGAAUCUUCGUCAUGGAUAAAAGCUGGUUUAAUCACCUGGGCCAGUAUGACACUCACAUGGACAUCUGGGGUGGUGAGAACUUUGAGCUGUCGUUCAGAGUGUGGAUGUGUGGCGGCAGUCUCGAGAUCCUGCCCUGCAGUCGCGUGGGCCACGUCUUCAGGAAACGCCAUCCUUAUGACUUCCCGGAGGGCAACGCACUCACCUACAUCAAGAACACGCGGAGAGCUGCUGAGGUCUGGAUGGAUGAGUAUAAACAGUAUUACUAUGCGGCAAGACCGUCAGCGCAGGGCAAGGCCUUUGGGAGUAUUGCGGAUCGGCUUUCAUUAAGACGGAAGUUGAACUGUAACUCUUUCCGCUGGUAUCUUGAGAACGUUUAUCCUGAACUCAAAAUCCCAGAGCAGGAAGCAGCAUACAGUCUCCUGAAACAGGGUGGCUUGUGUCUGGAGAGUCACGGCACAGAUAGUCUGGGUCUGGCUGAGUGUAAGACCACGCCGAACAUACCUGCCUCACAGAAGUGGACUCUGAUUGAACCACAGAUCCGUCAGCAUGACCUGUGUUUGGCCAUCACAGCCUUCACUGCAGGGUCAAAGGUCAGACUGGAGCCCUGCAACAUUAAAGAGUCCAGACAGAAAUGGAAGCCCAGAGGUCCAGCACUCCAGCACAUGAUCAGCGGCUUGUGUCUUGAUAGCCAGCCUCCUUCAGGCCCACCGCUCAUUGCACAGUGCCGCCCCCAGGUGGCCAGCCAAUCCUGGGAGCCGCAGCUGGUCACCUGACUCUGAGAGCUGACAGGGAAGGUGGGGAAAGGGGAGGAGUUUAGUCAGGUUGCUGAGCUCGAGGUGCUGCAGGAGCCAGAGGAAAACAUUUGCACACUGUUUUAGUUGAAGGUGCUGCUCUCAAACCAAUCGAACAUGACCAUGUCCAAAACAUCUGACCUCAUAUCUUUAGCGUGGAGGAGCUGGAGAGGGAGAAGCUACAUUUUGCCUGCCAAAUAGAAGCCUGAAGGGCGUCGUAACAACUCGUUUUCAGACAUGGCCAUGGAAUUCACACGGCAUGGUUUUGUCAGUUGACAGGAGUGCUUUGUGACAUUUUGGGUUAUUUUUCUGAAUGUUGCGUUAAGGACUCAGACAGCAGGAAAAAAAAGAGAUGUAUAUAAAUGCCUUUUACUACCUUUCCGACCCAUAACCUGUAUAUUCCCUCAUUCCCACUGAGACUGUGGUGUUUGCAGCAUAGGCUUCAAUAGCUGUUCUCAUGAAGGUCUGAGUUGUUGUUUUCUAUCACUGUGGAAGGUUUACGUUUGAUCAGUAUUAGAUUGGGAUGAAGUGCAAUGCCUCGAGAAGAAUCUGUAUAUACAGUGGAAACUGUCAGCUUUAAGACGACAGUCAAAGAUUAGCAGUAGUUCGCUGGCUUACUUGAAGAUUUUGAAAGAAGGACAGAAAAUGGCUCCAGAGAAAGCCACUAAUCCCACGGCUAACAUCACAGUGAAAAAACCUAAUGUUUUAGCAAAAAAGCAUUGAGAUGUCAACUUAAAUGAGGUGUAAAGCACUUUUAAUGAGCUAUUAUUCUGCAUGGAACUGUACAUCUGCACAAUGAAAAGGCAUCUGCGAACAUGUCAAGCCCAAAGACUGUUUUUCCUCUGUCUUAUUUGUUUGCCUUUUGAAACUUUGUAUUUACUUGAAGCAAAACCAUUUUUCAUUUUGAACAUGUGCUAGGAAGGUUAUGUUGUUUGAAAAAUAAAGAUUACACAAAAACUCACUGCAGCACUUUCUUAAACAGCUCAUGUGGA